Ramularia collo-cygni is the source of this 780-nucleotide messenger RNA. RefSeq names its product related to short-chain alcohol dehydrogenase. The transcript is spliced from 2 exons. Lineage: Eukaryota; Fungi; Ascomycota; Dothideomycetes; Mycosphaerellales; Mycosphaerellaceae. Bases 1 to 780 code for a protein of 259 amino acids. The record is from RefSeq and is a predicted model, not a curated record. Gene Ontology annotation, molecular function: oxidoreductase activity, acting on the CH-OH group of donors, NAD or NADP as acceptor.
AUGGCUCUCCUCCUGCAAGGCAAAGUAGCAGCCCUCACAGGAGCCGUAACGGGAAUCGGACGAGCAAUUGCAAUCGAUUACCUCAAACAUGGAGCAAAAGUCGCAGUCAAUUACUUCCCAGACGACCAAUCCGAACGACAAUUCCAAGAAUUACGAACCGAAACAGGGCAUUCAGAAGAAUAUUUAAUUGGAAUUCCAGGAGAUAUUACGAAACCUGAAACUUCUCAAGAGUUGGUUAGGAAGACCGUGGAGAAAUUCGGGAGAUUGGAUGUUUUUGUGUCGAAUGCGGGUAUAUGCGCUUUCGCGGACUUCUUAACCAUGCCACCCGAGCUAGUAAACAAUACCAUCUCAACGAACCUCACGGGAGCCUUCUUCGCCGUACAAGCCGCCGCGCAACAAAUGUCCACACAAGUGCCCUCAGGGGGAAGUAUAAUUGGAAUUUCCUCCAUCUCGGCUCUAGUAGGAGGAGCGGGACAAACGCAUUACACUCCCACAAAAGCGGGAAUCCUAUCGCUCAUGCAGAGCACCGCGUGCGCUUUGGGACAAUAUGGUAUCAGGUGCAAUGCGCUGCUCCCAGGGACCAUUCGAACACAGCUCAAUGAUGAGGAUCUCGCGGAUGAAGGGAAGAAGAAGUAUAUGGAAGGUCGCAUACYGCUGGGAAGACUGGGCAGGACGCAAGAUCUCGCUGGUCCGGCUGUUUUUCUUGCGAGCGAUAUGAGCGAGUAUGUGACUGGUGCGCAGUUAUUGGUUGAUGGAGGGUUGUUUGUGAAUUUGCAGUAA